AUGUGGGAGGAGAGUGAGGGUAGCAGCACAAAGCGGGGCGGCUCUCGGAGCAUAGCUGACCCUGCAAAACUUCACGACGCAGUGUUCCAGGAAUUGAUGCAGGAAUGUAAACACAGUGCACCCGGAGCUCGUCUUUCGGCCCGCCUACGCACUGCACUGGAGAGGAUGAGUCCUCGAGCGCGUCGCGCGCUGUGCGACCGCAAGCAGGACGGCUGCGCGCCGCUGUUCGUGGCGUGCAAGCGCGGCAACGUGGAGAUCGUGGAGUACCUCAUCCACGUGUGCGCGGCUGACAUCGAGCAGCGCGGCGUGUACGAGGUGCCGGACGACCGCUCCGUGCACACCGUCACGCCGCUGUGGUGCGCCGCCGUCACGGGCCGCCUCGAGGUGCUGCGCGUGUUGGCCGACGCGGGCGCCGACGUCAACGCGGGCAGCGACAGCGGCUCCACGCCCGUGCGCUCCGCCUGCUUCAUGACGCACCUGGACGUGGUGCGCUUCCUCGUGGCGCGCGGCGCCGACAUCCACCGCCCCAAUCACAACGGCGGCACGUGUCUCAUCAACUCCGUGCAGAGCGUGCGUCUCUGCGCCUUCCUGCUGGACCACGGGGCGCAGGUCAACGCGCACGACACUCAGAUGAAGACCGUGCUGCACUACGCCAUCCAGGAGCAUCGCAUGGAGACCACGCGUCUGCUGCUGGAGCACGGCGCGGACCCUCACCUGGCGUCGCGCGCAGGCGACGACGCACUCAGGACCGCGUGCCUCAAGGGCGCUUCGCAGAUCGUGAGCCUUCUCGCGGGGCGCGUGCGCUACGAGCCGGCGCGCAUGGCGGACGCGUACGAGCUGCUGGGCUCCACGCAGCUGGACGAGUUCAACGACGUGACGGCGGCGCUGGCGGCGUGGCGGCGCGCCACGGCCAUCCGCCACGGCUGCGGCGCCUACAUCCCCAAGCGCCCCGUGCGCGCGCCGCACCGCGCGCUGGGCCACGCGCGCGAGUGGCGCUCGCUCGCCGAGCUGGAGCAGGCCGCCACCGACAUGGACUCGCUGCGCACGCAGUCGCUGCUCGUGGUGGCGCGCGUGCUCGGCGUCGAGCACAAGGACACCGUGUUCCGCCUCAUGUACCGCGGCGCGUCCUACGCCGACGCCUUCCGUUACCAGCGCUGCAUCGAGCUGUGGACGUGGGCGCUGCAGAUCCGCAUCGAGAAGGAUUCGCUGCUCGCCACGGACACGUGCCACACGGCGUGCGCGCUCACUCGGCUCAUGCUGGACGCGCGCGGCGGCCGCCUCGAGCGCGGUCGCGGGCUGCCCGCGCAUCAGGACGUGUUGCGCGUCUUCCGCCUGCUGGCCGACGACCUGCCGGGCUGCCGGCGCGCGCUGGAGGUGCGGCCGGUGCACAAGGCGCAGGCGGACACGUUCGACCGCGCGCUGCGCUGCGUGACGCACCUGAUGUACCUGCUGCAGCAGACGGCGCGGUCGGAGGCGGAGCGGCGCGCGAGCGCGGCGGCCGUGCGCGCGCUCGUGCGUGCCGACGUGCGGAGCGCGCACACGGGCGACACGCUGCUGCACCUGUGCGUGUCGUGCCUCAACGUCAUUCGUUCCACGUACUUCGCCGACGAAAUGGACGUAACGCCCAUCUUCCCGAGCGUGGCGGUGGUGUCGCUGCUGCUGGAGUGCGGCGCGGACGUGCGCGUGCGCAACGAGGCGCGCUCGACGCCGCUGCACGUGGCCGCCAUCCCGUACAACUUCAGCACGGAGCUGGUGGAGGUGCUGCUGGCGGGCGGCGCGCACCUGGACCAGCCCAACAAGUUCGGCGACUCGCCGGCGGAGCUGGUGCCGCUGAACCGCGACUCGCGCGUGCGCGUGGUGCGGCACGUGUCGCUGGCGUGCCUGGCCGCGCGCGCGCUGCUGGCCGCGCGCCGCCCCGCGCCCGCGCACGCGCUGCCCGCCACGCUGCGCGCCUUCCUCGACAUGCACCGGCCCUAG
Molecule: messenger RNA, 1977 nt
Organism: Arctia plantaginis
Lineage: Eukaryota; Metazoa; Arthropoda; Insecta; Lepidoptera; Erebidae
Source: the annotation of a GenBank genome assembly